CACCGCGUCACCUGCGUUGACGACCGGCCAAACCAGCAUAACCCCCGAGUAUUCUUCGAGUCUUCGCACCGCUCGUCAAGAUGGCCUCUUACAGGGUCGCCGCCCCCGAUGAGUACCUUGCCAUCACGGGCAUGGGAAUCAAAAAUGUCAAGAUCUGCAAAGCAACAUGGGUGUGGCCCUUCCAGCGCGUCAUGCGCUUCAGCGUGCAGCCCCACGACUACGCCAUGAACUUGCAGGCCAUGACCAAGGAGAAGCUCCAGUUCCUGCUGCCCGUCGUCUUCACCGUCGGCCCCGACGUCAACCAGCGCGGCGCCAACACUAAGCAUCCGGCCCACCAGCCGGAGGCUCCCAUCACCGGCGCCGGCAGUGACGGCACCCCCGCGGGUGACGACUAUGUCCGCGACCACCGGCGCGAGGAUCAGGGCGACGCCCUGAUGAAGUACGCCAUGCUGUUGGCCGACUCUGGAAACCACAAGGGCACCAACAACCGCCAAUUUCUCGAGAACAUCGUGAAGGGCAUCAUCGAGGGCGAGACCCGCGUGCUGGUGUCCAGCAUGACUAUGGAGGAGAUCUUCACCGAGCGCGAGGUCUUCAAGCGCCGCAUCUUCCGGAACAUCCAGAGCGAGCUAGAUCAGUUUGGCCUCAAGAUCUACAACGCCAACGUCAAAGAGCUCAAGGACGCCCCAAACUCGGUCUAUUUCGAAUCCCUCAGCCGCAAGGCCCACGAGGGCGCCACGAACCAGGCCCGGAUCGACGUCGCCGAGGCUCAACUGCGCGGCAACGUGGGGGAGGCGAAGCGGAAGGGCGAGCAGGAGCGUGAGAUCGCCAAGAUUCACGCCGAGACAGCGGUCCAGAAGACGGAGCGCGACAUCGAGCGGGCCCAGGCCGAAGCCAUCCUCGCGACCCGCAAGACCGAGCUCAACCGGGACGUCGAGAUCGCCCGCAUCGCCGCCACGCGUAAGACGGAGGCCCAGGAUGAGGACCUCAAGCGCGAGGUGCAGAUCAAGCGCGCCGCGGCCGAGAUGGAGCGGCUCCGCGCCAGCGACGUCGUUAAGGCCACCAUCGCCCGCGAGUCGAAGCAGCAGGCCGCGGACGCGAAAGCCUACGAGAUCGAGGUGGAGGCCAAGGCCAACUUCGAGAAGCAGAAGCAGAGCGCCGAGGCGGGCGCGUACAAGGUCAAGAUCGACACGGACGCCGCCGCCUACAAGACCAAGCAGGACGCCGAGGCCUGGAGCUAUGCCGCGGUCAAGAACGCCGAGGCCAACCUGCAGAAGAAGCUGAAGGAGGCCGAGGGUCUCGCCGCCACGGCCGACGCCUACGCCAAGAUGAGCGCGGCCUUCGGCGGCCCCGCCGGCCUGCUGCAGUUCCUGAUGAUCGAGAAGGGCACGUACGUCGAGCUGGCCAAGGCCAACGCCGAGGCCAUCCGCGGCCUCCAGCCCAAGAUCACCAUCUGGAACACCGGCGCCGAGGCCGGCGUCGACGGCGGCCACGGCGGCGGCAGCGUCGCCAACCAGAGCAGCAUCGCCACCAUGCGCAACAUCUACCAGAUGCUCCCGCCGCUCAUGACGACCAUCAACGAGCAGACCGGCAUCACGCUGCCCGAGUGGCAGUUUGGCCGUCUGGCCAACCAGAUGUCCCAGCUCGAGCUGGAGAAGAACAGCAAGCCUAAUGGGAAGCCCUGAGGAGCUGAGGACAGGCGUCGAGGAAGUUCACUCAUUUUUCUCUCAUCAUUUGUGCUGUGAGACGGUGCGGGAGUUCCCGUACCUCAUCAUGA
Messenger RNA from Thermothielavioides terrestris NRRL 8126, 1774 nucleotides. RefSeq lists its product as uncharacterized. The record is from RefSeq and is a predicted model, not a curated record. The transcript has 4 exons. Lineage: Eukaryota; Fungi; Ascomycota; Sordariomycetes; Sordariales; Chaetomiaceae. The coding region runs from base 81 to 1682 and encodes 533 amino acids. Gene Ontology annotation, biological process: protein localization to plasma membrane. Gene Ontology annotation, cellular component: plasma membrane.